GGGCAGAGACGGGGAGAUUUGGCUGUCAACGGAUUAACCCGCCCAAAACUACAAUUCCCAAACCAAGGCAACGUUUUACCCAGCAUUCAACGGGUUUGUGUAUGGGAUAAUGCUGCAAGAUGGCGACAAUUGCAACUGCUACAAACUUACCAUCUUUUGAUUGUCCAACAUGGGCAGGCAAGCCCCCUCCAGGACUCCAUUUGGACGUGAUGAAAGGUGACAAAAUGGUCGAGAAACUGAUCAUUGACGAGAAAAAGUACUACUUAUUCGGGAGGAACCCGGACAUGUGUGACUUCACCAUCGACCACCAGUCAUGUUCACGCGUGCAUGCUGCCCUGGUCUACCACAAGCACCUGAAGAGGGUGUUCCUUAUUGAUAACAACAGCACGCAUGGUACCUUCCUGGGACACAUCCGCCUGGAGCCCAAUAAACCUCAGCAGGUCCCCAUAGACUCCACCAUGUCGUUUGGGGCGUCCACGCGAGCCUACACCAUCCGGGAGAAACCUCAGAGCCAGCAAGGAACCAAUGCCGCCACAGGGGACAGCAAGGCCGGAGAGGACGAGGAGGGGUCUAAGGGCCUCUUAGGAUUACCAGAGGAGGAGACCGAGUUAGAGAACCUGACAGAGUUCAACACGGCCCACAACAAGCGCAUCUCCACCCUGACCAUCGAGGAGGGCAACCUAGAGAUCCAGAGACCCAAGAGGAAGAGGCGGAACUCCAGAGUCACCUUCAACGAGGACGAUGAGGUCAUCAACCCGGAGGACAUUGAUCCCUCAGUGGGGCGCUUCAGGAACAUGGUGCAGACUGCUGUCGUCCCUAUAAAGAAACAGAAAAUGGAGAGGCACGGCUCACUUAGUAUGGACGACGUUGUGACGAGGCGCAUCCACAACUACACCUUCGGCGGCGGCCUUUAUGGGGACCUGCCACCCACCAGCCACGAGGGCCACCACGCCGGGGCCCCGAGCGGAGCCACUAUCCUGGGGGGUCUCCCUCUGCCCUUCCCCAACCCGGCCCCAGAGGUGAACCUGGCCCCGGACGCCCCCCAGCCACCUGUCACCCUCAACCCUGUCCCCGUUACAGGCCCCUAUCCCUCCGAGGUCCUCAACGAGCCCCGCAAGAAAAAGUACGCUAAAGAGGCAUGGCCAGGCAAGAAGCCCACCCCCUCCCUACUAAUCUAACCCUCUCCCUACACUACGGCUCUUUCUCGAUUCGUCUUUCCUCUGUACUUUACCUCCUCUCUCAUGCAUUGUAGAAGAUCCAAGGUCUCUCCUCUUGGACCUUCUCCAAUGUAUUUUGAGGCGAGGAGAGAGGACAUGCGAAAUCCAGGAAAGCCGAAUUAGGAAAGAGCCUAUGUGGUGGAGGCAGGGCUGACUCUCAGGGUAUGGGCGGAGACAUCAGGGACCAUGACCCGUUGGAGGCGGAUUGAUUUUUCUUAAGACUGUUUUGUCAAUGUUUUCUACGUUACUUCCUCGUUCUCCUAAAGAUUAUCCGAAAGUCUUCAUCAGUACAUUCCAUGAAGACAGGAACACCACUCCUUCGGGAGAUGAAUGUUUGAUGUGUUUUACAAAUGAAGUCAUGUAAAAAAGGCAGUACUUGGCAGACCAAGUCAGUUGGUUAGAUAAGAGUAACUUGUGGCAUAAAUCAGUGUCACAUGGCCGUGAUAUUUUACCUCUAAUUGAUAGUCAGGCAUCGUGCAGGGAAACAAACACGAAGCGAAUGUAACUUAGGGAAACAAACAUCAUUAUGUUCUCAUCCAGAUUCACAUGGAUUUAUUUUCCAUGCUACAGCACCCAAUAUUACAGCAGGUUUUUAAAGGGCCUGCUCCGUGUUGCCAUUUUUGCUAUGGGAAAAACAUUGCGAUACUGGUAUCACAGCCUAGUCGUUAUAUGGUUGAUCACUGUGAGUUCCAUAUUACGAUCUCCACUUCCUUCUUUAAGGUCUUGAUAUUUGUUCGAAGUCUAUCUUUGGACAUAGUAUUUUUGCUCACUAUACAGUGCAUUCGGGAAAGUAUUCAGAACCCUUGAUUUUUUCCCCCCACAUUUUGUUACUUAACAGCCUUAUUCUAAAAUGGAUGCGGAAUUUUUUUUAUUUUUUAUCCAUCUGCACACAAUACUCCAUGUCGAAGCAAAAACAGUGUUUUAGACAUUUUAGCAAGUUAUUAAAAAUAGAAUACUGAAAUAUCACAUUUACAUAAUCGCACCUUUGGCAGCGAUUACAUCCUCGAGUCUUCUUGGGUAUGGCGCUACAAGCUUGGCGGACCUUUAUUUAGGGAGUUUCUCCCAUUCUUCUCUGCAGAUCCUCUCAAGCUCUGUCAGGUUGGAUGGGGACUGUUGCUACACAGCUAUUUUCAGGUCUCUCCAGAGAUGUUCAAGUCCGGGCUCUGGCGGGGCCACUCAAAUACAUUCAGAGACUUGUCCCGAAGCCACUCCUGCGUUGUCUUGGCUGUGUGCUUAGGGUCGUUGUUCUUUUGGAAGGUGAACCUUCACCCCAGACUGAGCUCCUGAGCGCUCUGGAGCAGGUUUUCAUUAAGGAUCUUUCUGUACUUUGCUCCGUUCAUCUUUCCCUCGAUCCUGACUAGUCUCCCAGUCCCUGCUGCUAAAAGGUAUCCCCACAGCAUGAUGCUGACACCGCCAUGCUUCACCGUAGGGAUGGUGCCUGGUUUCCUCCAGAUGUGACGCUUGGCAUUCAGGCCAAAGAGUUCAAUCUUGUUUUAAUCAGAUCAGAGAAUCUUGUUUCUCAUGGUCUUCGAGCCUUUAGGUGCCUUUUGGCAAACUCUAAGCGGGCUGUCGUGCCUUUUGUGAAGGAGUGGCUUCUGUCUGUCCACUCUACCAUAAAGGCCUGAUUGGUGAAGUGCUGCAGAGAUGGUUGUCCUUUUGGAAGAUUCUCCCAUCUCCACAGAGGAUCUCUGGAGCUUCUUCAGUGACCAUUGGGUUCUUGGCCACUUCCCUGACCAAGGCCCUUCUCCCCCGAUUGCUCAGUUUGGCCAGGCGGCCAGCUCUACAUGUACCUGAGCUCAACUUUGAGUCUCAUUGCAAAAGGUCUGUAUACAUAAGUAAAUAAGUUAUUCCUAUAUUUUUUAAAUAUAUAGAUUUGCAAAAAUUACUUGUUUUCGCAGAAAAAGUCAAGGGGUCUGAACUAUCUGAAUGGACUGUAGUUAUUUUUUAAAUCUGUUAAACUUGUAAUGUGAACUGUUUUAUACAAGAUGGAUUAUUAUAGGAAUUGACAAAAGUAGAUCAGAGUUUCUGAAAAAAGAUAUGUCCAUUUUCCUAAAGACUGAAUAGGACUAUAGGUUUAUAUUUUUACAGUGCUAUCAAGAUGAGUGCAGCGAAGAGAGAAUUUAAUGUUUACUCAGUUUACAUUCACAAUCAAUCUCAGUAAUAAACAGUUAAUAGGCUGCGCAGAGAGUAGUAUUUAAAUACUAUCUUCCCAUUAUAAAGAUUGCAGUAUAACCUGUAAGUUGCAACUCUGCCUGAAUGUUAGUGAGUUCUGAAGUCCUCUAGAUUUUACAUAUCGCAAUGUAAAUUGGCCUGAUCUGAGCCACCAAUAAAAUGGAUUGGUCACAUGAGUUAAGACUGUAAGGUUCUCAGUUGGUGCAAUUUGAUGUUGAGUAUUGUUUCACAGGCCUUUUGAAAUGAUUCAAUUUCAAAUGUGGUACACAUGGUCCUGCAUCAAAGCACCCAUAAAAUGACUGUCAAAAUGUAGCUUCUUGAUGUUCAAAGAACUGUUAGUUUUCACACCAGCAGAAUACGAUGCCCCCUUUACUGAUUAAUGAAACAUUUAUGUGGUAU
Oncorhynchus kisutch (coho salmon) is the source of this 3788-nucleotide messenger RNA. RefSeq names its product nuclear inhibitor of protein phosphatase 1-like. Gene Ontology annotation, molecular function: protein binding. NCBI's taxonomy places the organism in Eukaryota, Metazoa, Chordata, Actinopteri, Salmoniformes, Salmonidae. The transcript has 7 exons. Bases 120 to 1178 code for a protein of 352 amino acids. The record is from RefSeq and is a predicted model, not a curated record.